Messenger RNA from Nymphalis io (European peacock), 1332 nucleotides. RefSeq lists its product as uncharacterized. Lineage: Eukaryota; Metazoa; Arthropoda; Insecta; Lepidoptera; Nymphalidae. The record is from RefSeq and is a predicted model, not a curated record. The coding region runs from base 1 to 1332 and encodes 443 amino acids. The transcript has 10 exons.
AUGUUAGUUCUCUUACGGAUAGCAACGUGUAUGUUGAGAGACUUUGCUACUUGUCAUGACGACUUCAAUUUGAAGCCCCCGGAUGGAAUCUUGAAAGAACACACAUUCACUUGGCUCGGCUUUGUGCAAUAUCUACACGUGACAACUGAAAUACCGCAUCAUAGCAAAGCGCCUCGUGUCAUCCUCAUUCACAAGCAGUUUGCCGUCGGAACUGCUACAGAUAUGCUGCGUUUGCCAAAAAGCUAUAAAUUAGGUAAUGUUAUAUUUGGCGACUAUGAAAGAGACGAGAUGGACUGUGGCUUGACUCGCUCACAGGCCAAAAUGGGUGUCAAGUGUCCUCGUGCAUAUUUUGAAAUGCCUCUUAUUGAGAUCAAACCACAUCCUGAAUAUUCACGGUUUGGUGUAGGGAAUAGUCUGGCCUUGGUGAAAUUUCUUCGCCCCGUUAAAUCUUAUUAUAUGGUUCCAAUUUGCUUGCCAAAUCUUACUGAACGUGAAAAAAAACGGAAAAAUAAGGUUGUUUUUUUGGUUGAUUACCUAAGUUCUGUACCAAAAGACUUUGACUCCGAGAAAAUGGCCAAAAAGUCACUAAAAUUGUACACACAUAAAGACUGCCGGAGACAUCGGAUGCGUUCUCAAUUAGGAAGCGAAGGUGUUACGCACGUGCUAUGCAGUUCUGGUUGUGGUAUUCGUCCUGGUGCCCCCAUAGUCAGUCAUGCUCUUGAAGGAACUUUCCAGCUCAUAGGCGUAGCCGCUGGUAGCGCUCCAUGUGCUCGUAAAUCUAUGCGCAAAAGACUGAAUCGAGAACCACCUCUUUACAUCGAUGUAUAUCCAUACGUGUCAUGGAUCAUGAAUUAUAUCUCUGCACAUGUUCUACCAAAACCAUAUCCAGAAAACUUUAUGUUGAUGGAAGGAGGCACAAGUAUAGGUAUACAUAAUCAGUAUUUGAGAGCAAGACGGAAGCAAAAGUCUGGAUGGCGAGCCCGUACUUUUGUGUCUGGAGACUAUUGCUUUAAGAGUUUAAAAAAACAGAGUAGAACAGCAUUUUUCUAUUCAGAGAAAUUUGAAGUUAACGCUGAUCCUCCGGGGAAAAUGAACAUAAUAAUAAAGAUAUCAGCCGGAAUAGAAUGCACUAUUGUUUGUGCUCGUUUGCUUCUUCCGAAUCGAUUGACCCUGCCUGUUAUAGAUGGGGUUGGAGGAUACAAUCUCACAAUUACUUUUGAUACCUUGUGGUUUCCUUAUUCAUUUUACUUUUCACUUGGACUGAACGGUAAGAAUACCACUGAAAGAGAUUUCAAUAAGUGGAUCGGAGAGAGAAAGCCUGGCUUCUGGUAA